Panicum virgatum (switchgrass) is the source of this 1391-nucleotide messenger RNA. Its product is annotated as gem-associated protein 2-like. Gene Ontology annotation, biological process: spliceosomal snRNP assembly. The transcript is spliced from 4 exons. Lineage: Eukaryota; Viridiplantae; Streptophyta; Magnoliopsida; Poales; Poaceae. The record is from RefSeq and is a predicted model, not a curated record. Bases 67 to 1203 code for a protein of 378 amino acids. Gene Ontology annotation, cellular component: nucleus; SMN complex.
CGAACCUUGCCCUUAAACCCAAACCCUCACACGCCGCUCGGAACUUCCAGAACUUUCCGCCUCGCCAUGGCGGCCACCGCCGCCGCCACGGCCCCCGAGGGAUCCGCGCGCAGGAGGGCGGCGUACGCGAGGCCGGAGCUCGAGGCGCUCAGGGGCGCCCCGUCGGAGGAGGCGCAGGCGCGGCUGUGGACCGAGGUCCGCGCCGCCCUCGUCGCCGCCGGCUGCUCCGGCGAGUACGACGGGCUCCUCGCGGCUGAAGACGAGGAGCCUAGGAGCAGGAGGGGGAGCAAGGGGAGGAAGGCAGCGGGCGGGGGAGGCGCUGGGGCCGGGAGGAAGUGGGGCGAAGAGGCGGCGGCGGCGCCCCCGUUUUCUGGUGUGCCCGAUAUUGGUGCGUGGAGAAACGGGGAUUUGGGGGUUUCUCACGAACACUGCUUGGAGGCUGGUGCUCGUGGCCCUGUUGUGGCUUAUGGAGUGGUUGAAGAGCAGGGUGAAGAUGUGGAGUAUGAAGAUGACAGCGAUGAUGACUAUGAGGGCAUUUUGAAGCCUGCAUUUGCGGUGGACGGGGACCCCGAUUUCGAGUCUGGAGAGCCUUUUGACGGUUUUGAGUAUCUUCGGCGUGUCAGGUGGGAGGCUAGGCAAAUCCCUAGAGUGAAGGUAGCCAAGGUGGAUUUGAGUGCAGCUAGAAAGGAGCAAACGCCUUAUAUGCCAGAAAUUCCUGACAUACCCAAGUACUCACCUGAUUUGCGCGCAUCAAAGCAAUGGGAGGAUGCAUUUCUUACCCAUUUUUCUGAGACCAGGCUGGUGUUCUCCGAGCAUGUCAGCUCUGACGAACCAUCUGUAUCUGGUGGAAUGAAAAACUACACAAAACCUGUAAGCAGCACGGAACCACAGAUUGACCCAACACUGACAAUGCUUUGCAACAUGGAUGCAGUUGCGAUAGCUGCGACGCUAAGGAACUACAUAGAUAUGAUCCAGAGUUUGGACUCACUCUCAAGGAAUAACUGCCUAUGGCUCUUUGCACUCUGUGUAGCCGUAGAUGCUCCCUUGGAUGCAGAGACAUGUGCCUCCCUAAGGUCCUUGCUGCGCAAGUGCGCAACCAUCCUUGCCACAAAGUCAGAGAUGGACGACGAGGUUGUAAUGCUGAAUAUACUGAUGGCAAUAUCUGGAAGGUAUUUUGGACAGUAUGAACAUAGAUGUGAGUAGGGGAUUGUGAUAUCACCGUGGUAAAGCUGCAUUUGUCGCUAUGAGUUCUAUUUGGCACAACAGGUUUGAUGCUUUGAACAAUUAAUUAGAGCAAGAAUAUCUACGAAAGCUUUCCCUGGCCCUAUUGUAAUGGCUGAUGUAGGAAAAUGCAUUUGAGAUGGGCGCUGCGACUCCUGAAAGUUGGCAUC